Gongylonema pulchrum is the source of this 423-nucleotide messenger RNA. The record is from the annotation of a GenBank genome assembly. Lineage: Eukaryota; Metazoa; Nematoda; Chromadorea; Rhabditida; Gongylonematidae.
AUGAGUGUCUCCCUUAAAUUCUUCUACGUUUUCAGGUAUACGACCGACGCCUGUCUCCCGGUAUUUUUUGUCCUGUCGCUGCAGUGCGUUGUUGGUGUUUUUCUUCAAACGAUGUUAGCGGGUAUUGUUGUUGCUAAAGUACUGCGGCCGAAGAAACGGAAGCAGGAGAUGAGGUUUUCUCAAGUGGCAGUGGUAGGUCCGCUUGACGACCACGAUAGGAGGCCAGCAUUAAUGAUUCGAAUUGCCGACAUACAGAACAAUCUGUAUAUUGCCGAGCCUCAUGUUCGACUGUACAUGGCAACCUCCAAAAUUAAUCGGGUAUUUUAUGAAAUCUGCACUUUCUUCGUAACUAAUUACAAAUCCAUUGUUGUCCAGGGUUCGAAUUUAUAUCUUCGAAGUGCCGCGAUUCGCGGCAUAACUUAA